AUGCAAGUACAUUAAGAAUCCGCAAUCACAGACUAAAAAUAAUUGACUUACGAUGAGGCAUUGACGUAAGUUGGUGGGGAAGGUUUUUAUUAAAAAAGAGCCUUCUUAAUAUUUGGAUUGUAAUGGCUGAUAACUAGUUGGAUUUUGUUUUCACCGGUCUUCUUUUUUAUCAAACCGACAGUGGAUUGUUAGUCAAAUGCCGAAUGUCUAAACUCCUGUACAUCUGAAUCAUUGGAUGAAAAGUGUUUGUCUUACAUUUGUGAUGAUUCAUUUCGUUAAGAAUUUGUAGUAGGUGAAUCAUUAAACACAGCUUUUGAUGCUUUGUUACCCUGCCACAAAACCUUAUAAUCAAUAAUUUAAUCUAUUGUUUAUCUUGGUUCUGUAUCUGGGUUGAUAAUAUUCUCGUUCAUUGCUGAUAACUAUGGUCGCAAAAUGUCAAUGUCAAUUUCUUGGUCUAUGACUUCAUUAGGAGCCCUCAUAGUUACUUUUGCAAUGAAUUAUUAAAUGAUAGCCAUAGGACUGUUCUUCUUAGGGUUUGGUGGUAAUCCAACGAUUACUGUACAUUAUUCAUUUAUUAAUGAGCAUUCCUAAGGCCAUUUUCGAGAAAUCUAAAAUGUUGGAGUCUAAGUAUUUUUUGCCUUGGGCGAGUUUGGAAUUAUAGCAUUAGCAUAUUUUAUUACUAAUUGGAGAUUGCUUGCAAUAUCAGUUGCAAUUCCAUCCAUUUUGUUAAAUAUUGGCAGCUUGUUGAUAUUUGAAUCUCCAUAGUUUCUAUAUACAAAAAAUAAGAAAAAAUGUGUCAAGGUUCUUAAUUAAAUUGCAAAACUAAAUGGAACUCAACCAAUAAAUAUUGAUGAUUUGCAAUCGAACCCAUAAACUAAAGAAAAUAAUUCUAGAGUAUAUUCAAUCUUGGAUUUAUUGAAAUAUAAGUCCUUAAGGUAUGUAUUUUUUGCUGGUGUGAUGAUGUUUUUUGCAAUUAAGGUGACAUAUUAUGGAAUCAGUUUUGUAAGUGAUCAAUUGGGUCUCAAUUUCUUCACUACUAAUUUCAUUAUUGCUUUUUUUGAACUCUUAGCUUUUGCAACCUUAGACUUGUUUAUAACAAAAAUGAAAAGAAAAACAAACAUUAUAAUUGGUUUCUUCAUUGUAGGACUUAUGAGCUUAUAUUUCCUUCUAUAAAGCGAUCACAUAGUUUUUAGAAUCUUUGAAGGCAUUUUUGCUGGAUUAAUGAGAUUUCUGAUCUGUGCAGUUUGGGCUUUAGGAUAUAUUUAUGUGUCUGAAUUAUUCCCUUCUGUUGUUAGAUCUUUAGCAUUAUGCUUAAUAUCUGCUGGAGGAUCUUUUGGCAGUAUCGCUUAAGCAUUUUUAAGUAAUUUAUGCUCGUCUCUAAAUGUUCAUCCAAUGAUUGGUUUUGGGGUAAUUUGUAUUUUAUGCUCCUUACUAUUGUUCCCUUUAAGAGAAACUUUACACCAGCCUUUAAGAGAAAAGAUUGAAGAAGACUAAACUCGAAUUAGAAAGAGUAUUAUUCAGAUAAACGAUUCGGAAAAAAAUACAUCCGCUUAUCCAGUUUUAUUAGCAAGUGAUGCAUGA
Paramecium tetraurelia is the source of this 1581-nucleotide messenger RNA. RefSeq lists its product as uncharacterized. The transcript has 7 exons. Lineage: Eukaryota; Ciliophora; Oligohymenophorea; Peniculida; Parameciidae. Gene Ontology annotation, cellular component: membrane. Gene Ontology annotation, biological process: transmembrane transport. Gene Ontology annotation, molecular function: transmembrane transporter activity. The record is from RefSeq and is a predicted model, not a curated record.